GUGCUGCGCACAGGAGAGCGAGACAGUCGACCGCCAUAGUCUCAACUUCUACACCAGAACUACAAAACGCUCUUAUAUUUCACAUUUGAAAAUGUUCAUCGGCUCUGCUUUGUGCUUAGAUCGGUCCAGCCUACACAAAUCCGCUUCAUCCGCGUAGAGAGAACGAAAGAGCGAUUAUUUCCAAAAUUCCCUGCUGCGGAGAUAUGUGCAAGAGGAGGCGAUCGGAACAGUGUACGGACUGCCUUCGUCCGCAGAGGAAAAGCGUGGAAUAAACACGAAUUAAUGUGGAAUUUAUUGGAGCCCAAAGCUGGAAGGAAGACUGGACACAGCGCUUCCUUAUCAGGGACUGACUGACCAUGGUCGCGGUGUUUCGUUCUCUCAUGGUACUGCUGCUGGCACAGGUGUUGCUUGGAGGUGCUGCGGGACUUAUUCCCGAGGUCGGCCGGAGGAAGUACAGCGAGUCAGGGAAGCAAAGUCCUGAGCAGUCUGAGAACUUUCUUAACGAGUUCGAGCUUCGGCUCCUCAAUAUGUUCGGACUUAAACGGAGGCCAAACCCCAGCAGACAGGCUGUGGUGCCUCAGUACAUGGUGGACUUAUACCGUAUGCACUCUGUGAAUGGAGACCACAGCACUAAAAGGCCCCGGAGCAUGGGGAGACACGCAGAGAGAGCCGCCAGCAUGGCCAACACGAUUAGAAGCUUUCACCAUGAAGAGUCCAUGGAGGCUCUGGCUAGUCUGAAGGGCAGAACCACCCAGCAGUUCUUCUUCAAUCUCACCUCCAUCCCUGGGGAGGAGCUCAUCUCCUCUGCAGAGCUCCGGGUGUACAGGGACCAGGUACUGGGGGCCACAGAAGCUCCGGCCAGUAACAACACCAGCAACAGCUCAAGCACCGGCGCUGCUGGCUUCCAUCGCAUCAACGUGUACGAGGUGUUCGGAGCCCCGGCCUCUCCCUGCGGGGAACCCCUGACUCGGCUCCUGGACACAAGGCUGGUACAGGACUCUCUGAGCCGCUGGGAGAGCUUCGACGUCAGCCCCGCCGUGUCCCAGUGGGCCUCCGGGGGACACCACAACCACGGCUUCAUGGUGGAGGUGCUCCACCCUGACACCCAGGAGGGCGAGGACGCCCAGAGACAGAGCAGGCACGUCCGGGUGAGCCGUUCCCUCCACCAGGACGAGGACUCAUGGCCCCAGGCUCGCCCCCUGCUGGUGACCUAUAGUCACGACGGGCGAGGUAACGCCGUGCUGCACAGGGACAAGAGGCAGGUGGCAGGCCACAGGAAGCAGAGGAGGAAGCACCAACACAAAGCCAACUGCCGCCGGCACGCCCUCUACGUGGACUUCAGCGACGUGGGCUGGAACGAGUGGAUCGUGGCUCCCCCUGGGUACCACGCCUUCUACUGCCACGGGGAGUGCCCCUUUCCAUUGGCCGAUCACCUGAACUCGACCAACCACGCCAUCGUUCAGACGCUGGUCAACUCUGUGAAUCCGAACAUCCCCCGGGCGUGUUGCGUUCCCACAGAGCUCAGCCCUAUUUCUCUGCUCUACCUGGACGAGUAUGAGAAGGUCAUUCUAAAGAACUACCAGGAUAUGGUGGUAGAAGGGUGUGGCUGCAGAUGAGUGAGCGAGAGAGAGGGAGAGAGACAGAAAUGUAAGGAAGGGUGGAGGGAUGGAGGGACUAAGAAAGACUGCGAGCUGAAAUGGACACCUGGUUUCCCAAUGAAGACCUUUUAUUUAUAUGGAAAAAAAAACAGAGCUAUUUUGGAAGAAAAAGAAAAAAACAACUAUAUAUGAAUAUAUUUAUGUCUACUUAAAGUUGGGAAAAAAUAAAUAUUUUACUCUGAGGAAUAUUCCUUAACUGGUUUUGAACAUGUAUUUCUGAUGUACAUUUCGAAAUGGGUGCAAUACCACAUGAAGUAUAAUGCUCAGAUUUUUAUUUUGUAUUUAUUUCUAUUAUAACCACUUUAUUUUGUAAAUAAAUAAUGUGUAUUUAUCGUGAGAAAACACUUUGGCUACUCCCAUUGUCCAGACGUGUCCAGCAGACUUCACUGUGUUAAAAAAAGAAAAAACGAAGGAUGACCGGGGGUCAAAAAAGUAGCGGAACUCUGAACCACCCCCACAUAAAUUAGCCAGAGAACCCCGACAAGAUGAGGUUAAAAGCUAACGUUCUAACACUGAAUGCCUAAAUGAAGCAUUUACACCUCCUAUGAUAAACGUAACUCUAGCCUGGUGGUGUUUUGAAAGGGGCGGUGUGAGAGUGCUGUACCAGGGCCCACUGGGGCACAGCAGGGACUUGAGCAGUUCUCUCCAUACAGAUGUUAUAAGGUCUCUAGGGAGGACUAGGAAAACACUGCGAGAUGUUUUCCUCCAGUACACGGCGUUUGCACAGAUCCCUGGGAACGAAAGCUGAGGUAAAAGUUAACCCCGGUGAAAAGUUCAUUUUGUCAACUUAAAAGGGAAUGGGGAAGGGGGGGGGGUGACACAACACAACAACCCGAGUUCUCUGUGUGUGUGUGUGGGGGAGGUUUAAAGACUGUCGUGCGUUUGUUUACGAUCUGAUUUGAGAUGAGACAGGCAGACAAUGGGCUCUCAGCGAGACACAACGUCUACAGUUGCUUUAAUUAAUAAAGACAAACACAAACACACACCUGUGUACCUGUUCAGUGUUCACAUGCUCAGACACAUU
Messenger RNA from Esox lucius (northern pike), 2682 nucleotides. RefSeq names its product bone morphogenetic protein 2b (gene bmp2b). Gene Ontology annotation, biological process: BMP signaling pathway; negative regulation of transcription by RNA polymerase II; SMAD protein signal transduction. Bases 357 to 1616 code for a protein of 419 amino acids. The record is from RefSeq and is a predicted model, not a curated record. Gene Ontology annotation, molecular function: growth factor activity; cytokine activity; BMP receptor binding. The transcript has 3 exons. Lineage: Eukaryota; Metazoa; Chordata; Actinopteri; Esociformes; Esocidae. Gene Ontology annotation, cellular component: extracellular region.